Molecule: messenger RNA, 2099 nt
Organism: Tupaia belangeri chinensis (Chinese tree shrew)
Lineage: Eukaryota; Metazoa; Chordata; Mammalia; Scandentia; Tupaiidae
Gene: SLC35A4
Product: solute carrier family 35 member A4
Exons: 1
Coding region: 155-1189 (344 amino acids)
Biological process (GO): pyrimidine nucleotide-sugar transmembrane transport
Cellular component (GO): Golgi membrane
Molecular function (GO): pyrimidine nucleotide-sugar transmembrane transporter activity
Source: RefSeq, a predicted model, not a curated record
UGACCCCAGGACUGUGGCUUCAGGUGCCACCAGCUUUCUUUUCCAGGCCUGAUAGUAGCAUUUGCAGCUGACCGAUCUUCAGUGUUCUCUCUGGCAAUGUAUCACGGCUCCUCCCUCUUGAGGAUGGACUCUAUAACUUGAUUUUCCUCAUGUCAUGUCGAAAUCCUUGCUGCCCCUUACUGGGUUCACAGGCCACCUAGGGUGUAGUGGAGGCAUGAGUGUAGAGGACGGGGGUAUGCCAGGCCUGGGCCGUCCCAGGCAGGCACGCUGGAUCCUCAUGCUGCUCUUAUCCACUGCCAUGUAUGGCGCCCAUGCCCCGUUGCUGGCCCUGUGCCAUGUGGAUGGUCGAGUACCAUUCCGGCCCUCCUCAGCCGUGCUGCUGACUGAGCUAACCAAGCUGCUGUUGUGUGCAUUUUCCCUCCUGGUGGGCUGGCAGACAUGGCCCCACGGAGCCCUGCCCUGGCGCCAGGCUGCCCCCUUUGCACUAUCAGCCCUGCUCUACAGUGCUAGCAACAACCUGGUGAUCUAUCUUCAGCGUUACAUGGACCCCAGCACUUACCAGGUGCUGAGCAAUCUCAAGAUUGGAAGCACAGCCCUGUUCUACUGCCUCUGCCUCCAACACCGCCUCUCUGCACGCCAGGGCUUAGCGCUGCUGCUGCUGAUGGCCGCAGGGGUCUGCUAUGCAGCAGGUGGCCUUCAGGACCCCAGGAACACCCUUCCUGGGCCCCCUCCAGCAGCUGUUGCCAACCCCAUGCCCCUGCAUAUCACUCCACUAGGACUGCUGCUCCUUGUCCUGUACUGCCUCAUCUCAGGCUUGUCGUCUGUGUACACGGAACUGCUCAUGAAGCGACAGCGGCUGCCCCUGGCACUUCAGAACCUCUUCCUGUACACUUUUGGUGUGCUUCUGAACUUGGGUCUGCAUGCAGGUAGUGGCCCCGGCCCGGGCCUCCUGGAGGGUUUCUCAGGAUGGGCAGCUCUUGUGGUGCUGAGCCAGGCGCUGAAUGGACUGCUCAUGUCAGCUGUCAUGAAGCAUGGCAGCAGCAUCACACGCCUCUUUGUCGUGUCCUGCUCACUGGUGGUCAACGCCGUGCUCUCAGCAGCCCUGCUGCGACUGCAGCUCACAGCUGCUUUCUUCUUAGCCACGCUGCUCAUCGGCCUAGCCGUGAGCCUGUACUAUGGCAGCCACUAGUCCCUCUCUUUCGCCCUGACUCCUCAACCUGUAGAUUGGUCACCACUGUCAAAGCCACCUCCCAGGCCUCCCCUCUUCUCCACUCAGCAGCCCUAACAAGUGCCUUGUGAGGAAAGCCGGGGAAGUUAGAGCAGACUUGUGAAGGUGUAAAGAAUGACUUUGGUUAAGGAAACUUAACUAUCCCCUCCAAGUUUUUCCAGGCUAUGGAAUUAAGGGGCUUCAGUACCUAGGCUCUAGGCAUAAGAAUUACCGUGUAUCUGAUGCCGGAAGCUCCCUGCCUCAUUCUGCAUGAAUACAGCUCUUGGAAGUGAGGUAUAGGUUGAAAGGUGGCCUUCCUUGCUUCCUGUGGUCACCUCAACAGACCCCCUGAUCCCAAGCCAGGUGCUGGCUUUUCCAAUCCACCAUGGAGCAAGACUAAGAGGUGCCCCCCAGCUCCAUCAUGCAAAAGGGCCCCAAUACCACAGUUACAUAGCCAUCCUCCAGGCCACUCUUCCAGUCUCUCUCAGCUCCAGUGGUGCCUGGAGAUGUGCCCCCAUCCCCUCCACAGAGCUGCUCUCCCUACCCAGUCCUUGUUCUGGAAACCCCAGGGAGGGCUGGAGCUUGAUGCACCUCAGGGAAUGUUGCCCCUGGGCCCUGGCUUAAGCCUACACUCCUGACCUCUCUACUCAACCCAAGGGCCCUCUUGAAAUCCACUGCCCCCUCUAAGGCUCCUAGGAGAGACCAUUCUUCCUACUCGAUCCUGUCCUUACAUAGCAGUGUCCCAGCACCCAACAUCCUGGGGAAACUUACAUGGAGUGGCCUGGGACCAGGUACGGGAAACUUCUGUAGCUCUAGCUCAAUCAGUGUCUAACUGCGUAAGCAAUAAGGUCUUAAUAAAGUUGUAGAGUGUAGGGUGGGCCCUACGACUGAU